CACGCGCGACCGACGUCGCCGCGACCGACCCACGGCGUCCACGCGGUCGCGACGCGCGCGUCGAAUCCAUCCCAGACAGAGUUCCGCGCCGAGCGCGAACGAGAAGAAAGCCCUCCGACCGAUCGCUCGAGAUUCGGAAUGACUUUUAAAGACGCCGCCUCGGCCGUCGCGACGCUCGGAAAUUCCGAUGACGAAGCGACGAAGAUUUCGGUGAUAAACGCCAUCGGUGCCGCGAUGACGUCCUCGGCUGAUGUUUCGGCGCACGCGGAGAUCACGCUGAGCGAACCGCUCGUCGCGGCGCUCCUCGCCGCGUCGGCGGACAAAAAGUCGAGCGACGUGUGCGCCGCCGCCUCGGCGACGCUUCAAACGUUGGCGACGAAAGCGCACGAUUUCGUCGUCGGCGCCGCGAUCAUUCCGGCGACUCUCGCCGCGCUCGAUCCGAAGGAGCGCUGGCAGACGCAAGUCGCCGCCGCCGAAGUGUUGUCCAAGCUCUCCGACUGCGCGCCGCAAGCCGUCGCGUCGAACAUGAUCUCCAUCUUGCCCGUCGUCACGUCCAUGGUGAACGACGCCAAGAAGGAGGUCGCGGAUGCGACCAGAAAGGCUCUCGAGCGUCUGUGCCACACCAUCGACAACCGCGACGUCGAACCGUUCAUUUCGGCGAUGGUUGAGGCGACGAUUGAUCACGAGAAAACCGACGAGUGCGUGCAAAAGCUCGCGUCGACGACCUUCGUGCAAACCGUCACGGCGGCGCCGUUGGCGUUGAUCUCGCCGAUUCUCCUCUUGGGGUUCCGCGCCAGGACGACCGCGACCAAGCGCAUGUCCGCCGUCAUCGUGAACAACAUGUCCAAGCUCGUGGAGGAUCCCGAGGACGCGGCGCCCUUCUUGCCCAACCUCUUGCCCGCGGUGUCCAAGGCGUCGGACCAAAUCUCCGAUCCCGAGGCGCGCACGGUGUGUGGCAAGGCUUGUGAGCAGUUGCAAUCGAUCGAGGACCGAUUGAAGGACGCGUCUUUCAAGUCCAAGCGAGCCGUCUUCGACGUCGUCAAGGGCGAGGUGGACAAGCACCUCGGCGCCAAGUUCGACGCUUCGUUGUCCACGUAUUACACCACCAUCGCCUGCGCGUUGGUGAACGCGAAGUGCCAUGACUACGAUUACGAGGAAGCGUUCAAGUCGUUCGACGCCGUCAAGGAAGUUCGCGCGCUUCACGAAGCCUUGGACAAGAUUUACGGCGACGUCGAAGUCGACGACGACGACGACGACACCGCCGACGUCUUGGCCGAUUGUCAGUUCACCUUGGCGUACGGUUCAAAGGUUUUGUUGCACAACACCAAGUUGAAGCUCAGGCGUGGCCACAAGUACGCCCUUCUCGGCGGUAACGACAGCGGUAAGUCGUCGCUCAUGCGCGCCAUCGCCAACGAACAAGUUGAAGGCUUCCCGCCCGCCACCGAGCUUCGCACCGUCUUCGUCGAAGCCGACAUCAUCGGCGAGCUUUCCGAUUUGCCGUGCGUGGAUUACAUUCUGGCCGAUCCGCGCAUCAAGGCGGCGGGCAUUUCCGAACAGACGGUGGAGAAGAUGCUUCUCAACGUCGGCUUCGGUGAGAUGCAAAACGGCGCGCGCAACUUGGUCACCUUCCUUUCGGGCGGCUGGCGCAUGAAACUCGCGCUCGCGCGCGCGAUGUGCUUGAACGCGGAUAUUUUGCUCAUGGACGAACCCACGAACCACUUGGACGUGAUGAACGUGAAGUGGGUCGAAGAGUACUUGAAGUCUCUCACCGACGUCACCGCGAUUUUGGUUUCGCACGACACCGGCUUUGUCGACCGCGUGUGCAACAACAUCAUCUCCAUCGAAAACUUGAAGUUGAAGCAGUUCCGAGGUAACUUGACCGAGUUUGUCGAGAAAAAUCCCAAGGCGAAGUCCUUCUUUGAGCUCAAGAGCUCGACCGGUUUCGUCAUGCGCUUCCCACAACCGGGUUACAUCGACGGCGUCAAGUCCAAGGGCAAGCCGCUGAUGAAGAUGGCGCACUGCACGUACACUUACCCGGUGAACAACGCGCCAACCGUGAAAGAUGUCACCGUGCAAGUCUCUCUCGCCUCGCGAGUCGCGUGCGUCGGGCCGAACGGUGUUGGCAAGUCGACGAUGAUUAAGCUUCUCACCGGAGAAAUCGUCCCGCAAGAGGGCACGGUUUGGAAGCAUCCGAACGCGCGCGUGGCGUACGUCGCCCAGCACGCGUUCCACCACAUCGAGCAGCACUUGGACAAGACGCCGAAUGAGUACAUUCGCUGGCGUUACCAGCACGGCGACGACAAGGAAGCUUUGGUCAAGGACACGAUGACGCUCACGGAUGAAGAGCGCGAGCGCUGCAAGCAGCCGAUCAUGAUUGACCUCGGAAACGAUGAGAAGGGCAACCCGAUCAAGCUCAAGAUGGCCAUCGAAAAACUCACCGGCGGUCGCAAGCAAGUGAAGAAGGAGUACGAGUACGAAGUGCAAUUCGUCGGUCGUGAUUACAACUCGAACCGCUACUUGCAAGCGUCCAAGCUCGCGAAGUGGGGCUUCGAAAAGCACAUGAAAAUUGUGGACGAAAAGGUCGCCGCUCGCGCGGGCGCCAUGCACACUCCGUUAACGACGGCGAACGUCGAGAAGCACCUCGAAGACGUCGGCUUGGACAAGGAGUUUGGCACCCACACUCGCAUGGGUGCGCUUUCCGGCGGGCAAAAGGUCAAGGUCGUCAUCGCGGCGUCCAUGUGGAACUGCCCGCACAUCGUCAUUCUCGACGAACCGACCAACUACUUGGAUCGCGAUUCCCUCGGCGCGCUCGCGGGUGCGAUUCAAGUCUACGAAGGCGGUGUCGUCAUGAUUACGCACAACAACGAGUUCUGCUCUGCGCUUUGCCCGGAGACUUGGCUCAUGGAG
This is a messenger RNA of Ostreococcus lucimarinus CCE9901, 2907 nucleotides long. RefSeq lists its product with no specific name. NCBI's taxonomy places the organism in Eukaryota, Viridiplantae, Chlorophyta, Mamiellophyceae, Mamiellales, Bathycoccaceae. The annotation marks the transcript as partial. Gene Ontology annotation, molecular function: ATP hydrolysis activity; ATP binding. The transcript has 2 exons. The record is from RefSeq and is a predicted model, not a curated record.